AUGUUUGCGCGACACGGUGUGGCUACCGCUGCGCGGAAAGCACCAACAAUCGUUGGUAAGCCCUACCCUCGUUAUUGGAAAAACCCUCAAGCCCGACAACUGCAUCUGUCACCAUUGCGUCGAGCUCAAGGAUCGCCGGGUCCUCGAAAUUUCCAUGCCACAUCCUCUCGCAAAGCUCAGCCAGUUUCAGUACAUGCCGUCGACGAUCCGCCGCUUCAGCCCCCUGACUCCUCCAACCCUGCCCUCUCAUUCCCAUGUCUCGAUGCUCAAGAGGCCAAGACAGCUUCACUUUCUAAGCGCUCCCUAUCUUCCGGUCCUGAACCAUCAUAUGUCACCGAAUUUAAUAUAGCUUAUGAGAAUUGGGGACAACUAAACGAGGAUAAAAGCAACGCCAUACUUCUACAUACUGGACUAUCAGCAUCCAGUCAUGCACACAGCACAGAGGCAAAUUCCAAGCCUGGGUGGUGGGAGAGCUUUAUUGGCCCCGGAGCCCCUCUUGACACUAACAAGUAUUUCAUUAUCUGCACAAAUAUCAUAGGGGGCUGCUAUGGCAGUACAGGGCCCAGCUCGCUCGAUCCGGCAGAUGGCCUAAAUUACGCUACGCGAUUUCCAAUUCUGACAAUGGAGGAUAUGGUGCGAGCACAAUUCAGGCUGCUCGAUGCAUUUGGGAUCAAGAAGUUAUAUGCGAGUGUCGGAUCGAGCAUGGGAGGUAUGCAAAGUCUAGCAGCUGGCGUGAUUUUUCCUCAAAGAGUGGGUAAGGUGGUCAGCGUGAGCGGCUGUGCACGAAGUCACCCCUACAGCAUUGCAAUGCGGCAUACGCAGCGUCAAGUACUCAUGAUGGAUCCGAACUGGUCACGAGGGUUUUACUACAAUAGCAUACCGCCGCACGCAGGUAUGAAGCUUGCUCGUGAGAUCGCUACUGUGACAUAUCGAAGCGGACCAGAAUGGGAACAGCGCUUCGGCCGAAGGAGAGCGGACCCGAGCCGACCGCCGGCGCUUUGCCCAGAUUUUUUGAUUGAGACAUAUCUUGAUCACGCUGGAGAGAAGUUUUGUUUGGAGUACGAUGCCAACAGCCUUCUCUACGUCUCCAAGGCAAUGGACCUAUUCGAUCUUGGACGCGAGCAUCAACUGCAGAUGUCUGGCCUCCGACAGCAGAACAACUCAAGGUAUUCUUCCGGAGAGAAGGUCGAAGGAGACGGUCGUUAUUGCAGUCUUGCGCUGCCAGACAAGCCUUAUGAAGAGCAAGCCGCUGAGACGGCUUCCCAGUCUUUCUCCGAACCUGUAGCUUUCACCUCGACGAGACCCCCAGAUGAUCUUGUGGCCGGUCUUGCACCGCUACGCAGUCACCCAACCUUGGUCAUGGGCGUCGCCAGCGAUAUCCUUUUUCCUGCUUGGCAGCAAAGAGAAAUUGCGGAAACGUUGCGAGCGGCCGGUAACCGAUCUGUUACGCACGUUGAGCUAGGGGAGGACACUUCUUUGUUUGGACAUGAUACGUUCUUACUCGAUUUGGAACACAUUGGAGGUAAUAUCAAAUGCUUUUUAGGCUAG
Messenger RNA from Letharia columbiana, 1548 nucleotides. RefSeq lists its product as uncharacterized. The record is from RefSeq and is a predicted model, not a curated record. The transcript is spliced from 2 exons. Gene Ontology annotation, molecular function: L-serine O-acetyltransferase activity; homoserine O-acetyltransferase activity. NCBI's taxonomy places the organism in Eukaryota, Fungi, Ascomycota, Lecanoromycetes, Lecanorales, Parmeliaceae. Gene Ontology annotation, biological process: L-homoserine metabolic process. The coding region runs from base 1 to 1548 and encodes 515 amino acids.